GUUCGACUCUCGGCUGCAGCUAAUAAACUACCCGUGAAUUGACUGCGACUCACCGGCCUGCUGAUCAUUUGUUUCCAGCCGAGCAAGGGAGCUUACUCCAGCACAGUGCAGCUGACUCUGAAGAAGUUAGGGAGGAUGUCCAAUGACCUCGCUGGCGUGUGGGAGGUGGCACUGAGUGAUGGGGUCCACAGGAUAGAGUUUGAACACGGCACGACAACCGGGAAGAGGGUCAUCUACAUUGAUGGAAAGGAGAUACUGAGACGAGACUGGAUGUUCAAACUUGUGGGGAAGGAGACUUUCACCGUGGGCAAAUCAGACGCCAAAGCGACCAUCAACAUCGAUGCAGUGAGUGGUUUCGCCUACGAGUACACCUUGGAGAUCAACGGGAAGAGCCUGAAAAAGUACAUGGAGAACAGAUCAAAGGUCACUAGCACCUGGGUGCUCAACUUGGAUGGAAUAGACUGCCGGGUGGUCCUCGAGAAAGACACCAUGGAUGUUUGGUGUAAUGGACAAAACAUCGAGACAGCAGGGGAGUUUGUGGAAGACGGCACAGAGACACAUUUCUCUCUCGGUGACCACAACUGCUGCGUGAAGGCUGUGAGCAGCGGGAAGAGACGAGACGGGAUCAUUCACACGCUUCUUGUGGACGGCACAGAGAUAGCUGAAUGCACCGAGUGACUGCGGACGUGUAUGUGAGUGUGUGUGAGUGUUUUUACAUAUGUGUGAAAGCAGAGAUCUGGUUUGUAUGUGUGACGCGAGGUAUCUGUGAAACAGGGGCUGUAGAGUAGCUGGACUCAGACUAAGAUAUGCCCUCUUACAUGUUGACAGCCAUGCUGUGAAGGGUACAUUAGCCAUAUAUUAAAGAGUGUCAUGUGAUUAAUGUAGUAACAGCCGAAGACCGGAUGAGUCUCAGCAGGUUUAGAUGAGAAGGCGCAGCCAUUAUUUCAGUAACAAAAUGGGGUUUAUCAUCUGGAAAUGUAACUCCACACUGAAAAACUUUUUGCAGUGGUAAACUGGAAUUUAUAUAAAUACUAUUAAUUUCAGUAAUAGUAUAAACAUUGGAGGCCAAAUGUGCCAUAUUUGUCCCUCUCAUCCUGGCUCAAGUUGCCCUCCAAUAGCUGCAGCUGUUGUUCACUUAGGGAUGUACGCUACUUGUUGUCAUUUUACAGAAAACCACAAUCUAAUAACCAGUUACCAGUAACCUGACAAUCUCCUUGCUAACUUUCUUGUAUUUUCCAAUAUUGAGCAGCUGGAGGAGUCAAUACCAGGGUACAACUCUAAGACUAUCCCUUGAAUGUAUCAUCAUUCCAGUCAGUGCACUGCUCAGGAGUGAUCUUUGUUUAGUUCUAAGUUUACAUGUUAAAUAGUCUUAGUUUGAUUGGUUCAGCCAGCUGAUGUUACAAUAAUAUGUACUUAGCUCUUAGCAAGUGUCCUGGAGUACAUUGCGUAUAAUGUAAUGGCUUUAACAGUUUCACAGACAAUCAUUCAGAUGUGACAUUAACAAUAUACUUUGGAGACCCCGCCAUCAGCUUUACAGAUUUGUCCAUUCUGUUGAAUAUAUGUCUCUUUUUUUAUAUAAAGACUUUUUUUAUAAAGUGGUCACAACCUAAAGGAAAAUAAUGUAUCCAAUGUAUCUCAAACAACUUACAUUUUUGCAAAGAGAGGCAUUCAUUUCACUUUUAUUUUAUUUUAUUGAGUACCGGUAAAAUUACAGUGAAGACACUUUCCACAGCUGAAACUUCAUAUUAGCUUCAGAUAAACUUUUACGUACAUUUUUUUGCACAGAAGCAAACUUGUGGAUAUUGUCCUCCAUCAUUUACAUUGUAAGAGCAUUUUGAAAGGAUCUGCUAAUGACAGAUACGAACAGGAUAAAUGAUUACAGCAAGAAAAACAUGUAUAUUUGGACACCUGACUAUCGUUUUUAGACAAAUGUGGAAAAAGUGUGAACCUGUCCUUUUAAGAAUUUUUUAAAAUACGGUUUCCAAGAUCAAGGAUGAACUUUCACACUCUGUAUUUCUGUGAUUUCCAACAGUUGUGUCACUCCAUAUUUUUCAUAUAUACUGUAUAAAAGAUUUUUGUUUAUACUCAUAUUGUUUACUGUGUGUUUGUAAAAUAUAAAUUGUAUAUAAUUUCAUUAAACCCAUGCAGCUGAGC
This is a messenger RNA of Scomber scombrus (Atlantic mackerel), 2154 nucleotides long. RefSeq names its product Fas apoptotic inhibitory molecule a (gene faima). The record is from RefSeq and is a predicted model, not a curated record. Bases 136 to 678 code for a protein of 180 amino acids. The transcript has 5 exons. Lineage: Eukaryota; Metazoa; Chordata; Actinopteri; Scombriformes; Scombridae. Gene Ontology annotation, biological process: negative regulation of extrinsic apoptotic signaling pathway via death domain receptors; positive regulation of neurogenesis; canonical NF-kappaB signal transduction.